This is a messenger RNA of Xyrauchen texanus (razorback sucker), 2149 nucleotides long. RefSeq names its product polycomb complex protein BMI-1-B-like. Gene Ontology annotation, biological process: negative regulation of transcription by RNA polymerase II. The record is from RefSeq and is a predicted model, not a curated record. Lineage: Eukaryota; Metazoa; Chordata; Actinopteri; Cypriniformes; Catostomidae. Gene Ontology annotation, cellular component: PRC1 complex. The coding region runs from base 358 to 1335 and encodes 325 amino acids. The transcript has 10 exons. Gene Ontology annotation, molecular function: promoter-specific chromatin binding.
AUUUUGGGGACUGUGUCAGUUUGCACUGAACCAUCAGACACUGUGUUAUUCAAAUCACUGUGCUGAAAAACUACGCCUCUGGAAUUUACCAUCUACAGCUGAAAUCUGUGGACUAAUCUGUGAACCAAAUCGGAAAGUGUCUGCAAAGAGUGAGCUACCGUAACCUAUGUGCAAUUGCUCAAGAAGGCCACAAUGAGCACGGCGGUUGUACGUUAGAGCCAUUGACAGCGUUUGCAGCUCAUUCCAAGAUGGCCGCAACGGUUGAAUUCAUUUUUUGCUGAUUGACUCUCAAGUUUCAUUGUCUUCUAUAACAAAGCUAAGAAGCCAUCGGCAAAUAUACUGGGACCUCUAACUCACAUGGCAAUGCACCGAACAACAAGAAUCAAGAUAUCGGAGCUAAAUCCUCAUUUGAUGUGCGUUUUAUGUGGAGGAUACUUCAUUGACGCGACCACCAUUGUUGAAUGUUUGCAUUCAUUCUGCAAAAUGUGCAUUGUGAGGUAUCUGGAAACCAGCAAAUAUUGCCCUAUUUGUGAUGUCCAAGUCCAUAAAACAAAACCUCUCCUGAAUAUCAGGUCAGAUAAGACCCUUCAGGAUAUUGUAUACAAGUUGGUGCCUGGUCUGUUCAAAAAUGAAAUGAAACGAAGGCGGGAUUUUUAUGCAGAUCAUCCUUCAGUUGAUGCUACUAAUGGUUCUAAUGAGGACCGAGGAGAAGUGGCUGAUGAAGACAAGAGAAUCAUAGCAGAUGAUGAGAUCAUCAGCUUGUCCAUUGAGUUUUUUGAUCAGAACAAGCGUGAUGGUAAAGAUGGGGAAGAAAAAGAAACUACAAAAGAGGCUAACGUUAAACGGUACUUACAAUGCCCAGCUGCUAUGACUGUGAUGCAUCUCAGAAAAUUUCUCAGAAGUAAAAUGGAUAUACCAUGCACCUUUCAGAUUGAGGUUAUGUAUGAAGAUGAACCUUUGAAAGAUUACUAUACUCUUAUGGAUAUUGCUUAUAUCUACACAUGGAGAAGGAAUGGGCCCUUGCCAUUGAAGUAUAGAGUUCGGCCUGGCUGCAAAAAGAUGAAGUUAAGAAACCCAAGGGAUGAUAUUACUGGUGGCAGAAGGCCUGAUAUUGAAAGUGACUCCAGCAGUGACAAACCAAACAGCCCAGCUGCUGCCGCACCCUCCACAUCCUCUCUCCCCAGCCCAAGCACUCCUAUCCAGUCUCCACAUCCCAACUUCCCACAUAUCUCCACAGUUAAUGGAGUCUCUGCCAAAGUUGGCCCAAACGGCCAAGCUCAUUUCAGCAGCAAAGUCUGCAAAGCUUCUCUUAAUGGCUCCAACUCACUUGGGUGAAUUGCUAUAGAUGCCAAAGCCAUCAACCCCAUGCAAACAGAGCUGUGAUGUAGAUGCUUUCUUUAUAAACCACCUCUCAAUUUUUUAUAUCAUUUUUAAAUGGCUAUAUUUGUUUUGUGCGCGCGUGUGUGUGCGUGCUUGCGUGUGUGUGCGUGCGUGCGUGUGUGUGUUUGUUUUGUAACAUCAUUGAUUGUGUUAUAUUUUGUACUGGCUUAACUACUAUUGUGAAGAGUAGCCUACUUGAGGGAAACUCAACAAGGUGAAUGUAUCUAGGUAUUUUUUUUAUAAACUCUUGUCUUAUUUUAAUUUUUUAUUGUUAUUUUAGAUUAGAACAACAAUGUAUGAAAAUUAUUUGCUUGUCCAUGAAGUCAACAAUAAAACUUAAGGCAGCAUGCACAAUGUUUUGAUCAUCCCGGAAUUGCUCAUCUUAAGGGUAUGGAUUUUAUUCAGUUGAUGUGUCUAAACCCAAACUAAUUUUGUAUAACUGAAGUACAUGUAUACCUGAUUAUCAAAUGUGAAAGAUUGCAUUCUUGUAAUAUUAGGAAUGUUGUAUUUUAAGGGCAAAAUGCGGCGACAGUAGGCCUAUUGUUCGGAUAAACCUAUGAUUUCUUUAUUUACCACGUGCUCGUCAAACAAUUCAGUAUUUGUUUCUCAAUAUUUCCCCCCUAAAUAUUUAUCUUAUCACGCGAGGAUAUAGGUUGUUGCCAGAAUAUUUCGUACUCUUAUAGCCUUAAGUUGAUGUUCUUUCUGUUUUCAAGCGGUUAUUUGUUAAUGUCAAUAUAUAUUUUACCGUUGUACAUUAUGAAAUCCUUGU